Molecule: messenger RNA, 5541 nt
Organism: Danaus plexippus (monarch butterfly)
Lineage: Eukaryota; Metazoa; Arthropoda; Insecta; Lepidoptera; Nymphalidae
Gene: NFAT
Biological process (GO): regulation of transcription by RNA polymerase II
Cellular component (GO): transcription regulator complex
Molecular function (GO): DNA-binding transcription factor activity, RNA polymerase II-specific; transcription factor binding; RNA polymerase II cis-regulatory region sequence-specific DNA binding
Source: RefSeq, a predicted model, not a curated record
GGGCUUAAUCGGUUAGACUUCGCAAUGCGCGACAGUUUCAUUCUGUUGACUGACUGAUUAGGAAAUAGUAUCGCAGAUACGAGAUUGUGGUCUUGACUAUGCACAGAUGUUGUAUGGAUCAAGGUAUAACUAGUGAAUUGUAUACAAGUCACACAUUUUAAUUAUAGUGUGCUAUAAAUAAAAAUCAAACCAAUUUUCUACCUGUGUGUUCAGUGAAAGUGAAGUGAACAUUACUGUAUAUAAUAUUUCUAGUUUAAUUGCUGCCAAAGACUAAGAUAACAAGUUUUGGGUCGAUUUGAAUUGUUUCGAAUUGACUUUGACGUCAAUAGAGUCGUCCAAUCGCUUCGUGCCAAAGAUUAUGUAGUAAAUGAGUGUUUAUAAUUUUAUUAACAACUGUUUCUAAUGUUAUAAUAUGUUGAAUGGGGACCACGUGAGCAAGAAUUGGAAUUAUGCUAUUAAAAUGUACUGCCGAUGGGAGACGGAUCAAAGUGAACGGGCCUCCAAUGAGCCAGGCGAAUGUGGCGAGAGGCAUGAAAAUGACUAUGUCCACUACAGCCACAAUGAGCGCCCGCGUUCACCGGAAAGUGAUGCGCGCGCCUCAUAAGCGAGCGCAUCCGGGGAAAAUGCUCCACGCCGGGAAACUGGUGCACCCGGGGAAGGGAAUCCACCCGGGCAAGUUCGCACAUGUGGGGAAGUUCGGGAAACUCGGUCACUACACGCACACGCACUCGUUGCGUCCUCCGGAGCCCUGCGACAAUAGUAACGACAGCGGUCUGGGGCCCGACCCCGUCAACAGAUUGUCGGAGGUGGCCGAGGAGUGGGAAGAGCCGGAAACAAAGAGGCGGUGCGAGAGAGAGACGGGUGUUAAGAUAGAGUGCGAUGACGCUAACGAUGCGUACGCGUUCGCUCUACCCGCCGCGCCCUCGCACGCGCCCAGCGCCCCUGACACUGCGCCCGCUACACUACCGAUUCCCGCAAUCAAAGCCGGUUCCAGCAUUUCUAGUCCAAGCAUAGCAGAGACGACUGGCAAAAGAUUUCAAAAUCCAACGUAUUGGUCGUACGGGAAACUGGAGAGUAGCGGCAAGCUAGCCAAUAAGUAUGCCAGUGGUGGCAAAUUAGGGGGAAAAUUGGGUGGUAAAUUAUCAGGGAAGCAUGGUGGAAAAUUAGCCCAGGCAUUGGCGCGACGAAGAGCGCUGGCAGCUAUGACACACUCAGGGCCGCCGGGCUUAUCGGCGCCGCUCUCAUGCAAAUCUAGAGAUGGGACGGUUGAGCUGCAAAUACUAUGUCAACCGGAGACACAGCAUAGAGCGAGAUAUCAGACCGAAGGAAGUCGAGGAGCAGUUAAAGACAAUUCUGGGAAUGGCUUCCCUGUUGUGAAACUUGUCGGUUAUGACAAGCCAGCCGUGCUUCAGGUAUUCAUAGGUACUGAUACAGGACGCGUGGCCCCUCAUAUGUUUUACCAGGCGUGCCGCGUCUCUGGCAAGAACUCUACGCCGUGCAAAGAAAGGAAAGAAGAUGGGACUGUUGUCAUUGAAAUUGACUUGGAACCAGCAAAAAACUGGCAGGUCACUUGCGACUGCGUAGGAAUUCUGAAGGAACGUAACGUGGAUGUAGAGCACAGGUUCGGCGAGGCCCUGGGCGGUGGGGCGGGCGGGGUGCACGCGGCGCGCGGGAAGAAGAAGUCCACAAGAUGCCGCAUGGUCUUCCGCACCGAGAUACUGGACUCCAACGGACAAACAGAGACCCUGCAAGUCUGCUCCACACAGAUCAUAUGCACCCAGCCUCCCGGAGUACCGGAAGUGUGCAGGAAGUCGCUGGUGUCGUGUCCGGUGACGGGCGGCUUGGAGUUGUACCUGCUGGGGAAGAACUUCCUGAAGGAGACCAGAGUGGUGUUCCGCGUCAAACAAGACGGAGUCACCUGGGAGGAGGAGGUCGUUCCGGACAAGGAGUUCUUGCAACAGACCCACCUGGUGUGCUGCGUGCCGCCUUACUCGCGCCCCGACAUCCAGGGCGUGUGCGUCCAGUUGUUCGUGCGCUCGGGCGGCAAAUCCUCCGAGCCGCACGCCUUCUACUACACGCCGGCCGGGGCGCGCGCGAUGCACUGCACCCAGCACCCCGCGCACACCCCCCUCACCCCCCACACCCCUCACACAGGUGAGGCUGCUCUCAUGCCGCCGCCUCUCGCCCCCCUCGCGCCUCUCCCGCCCGCUCGCCGGACCUCUCUGCUGCACGACCCUCACUCUCCGCUGGGACUCAAGAGCGAGGUGGACGAGUCCAGCCAACACUCGCUGCUGGAGGGCGAGCGCUCGGAGCCCGACGCGCCGCUCGCCGAUGACAUCAUGGACCUGCGGCUCAAGUCGGAGACCAUCACCUGCGACUCGCAGACACAGGUGGGUUUCGUGAGCGGUUACGACUCUAUCAAGCUGUCUCCGAACACUACGUCGCGGGACGAGUCCCCGUCCGUGAUCGCGUCUUUCACACAGCAGCUGCAGGCCAUACAGAACCAGGUGCAGACGGACAAGAUGGUCGAGUCCGUGACCGCCGCCAUCUUCAACUCUGACAACGCCGGCCAGAUGUACGAGCAGCCGCUGCUUCCCAUCAACACCAUGGACACCAUGCAGCGGAUCAUGUCUGCCAAGACCGCCAUGGACCCGCUCGACCGAGACAUGAAAGUACUGAACUCAGACCUGAUGAUGACCGGCGACCCCAUGCAGACCAGCGUGCUGCAGACCACCGGCGAACAGCGACUCAUGGUGUACGAUCAAGUGCCGCCAGCCCGCGAGGACGGCUUUAACCCUUUCGGAGCCAUCGGCAAGAUGGAGGCGACUCAGAUAAAACAACGGCUGGCGCAGCAAACCGCGCACAUGGACGCGCUCGUGGAGGACGCCAUGCGCUCCGCCGGCGCCACCAUCAUGCCCGGCGACGCCGCGAAGCUCGACGAGCUGGUGAACUCGCGAGGAGACCACCUGGGCGGCACGGGGACCUCGCCUUCCGGCGCUUCGCACGCUUCCGACGUGCUGCUUAGUCCCGGGGCGGCGGUCGUGCCCCGCACCUCCGACCUCCUGCUGCCGCUGGCCGCCACCACCAUGUCCCCGGACGUGAUCCUCGAUCCUCAAGUGUCCCCCUCGAUGCUCUGCGACUCCUCGCAGCGUAUCGUGCUCCCGCCGCGGUCGCAGGACGAGCUGAUGAUGAUGCCGGACAUCCCGUCGUCCGUGAAGACGCCGCCGGCCGCCGUCAAGUCUAUGAUCCUGAACGCGGCCGCCGAGAUUCUGACUUCGGACCGCGCCAUGAACGCGCUCGUCACUUCCGCCAUCAACACAGCCAACAUGGCGGCAGCGGACGCGGCGCCGGCGGACGAGCCCGCGGCCGCCAUGUCGCAGGCCGUGUCGCAGGCCGUCACUCAGGCGGUGUCGCAGGCCGUGUCGCAGGCGGUGUCGCAGGCCGUGUCGCAGGAGAUGACUGCGCCCGUGCAGGGCCUCACGGACAUGAGCGACCAGGACCUGCUGUCCUACAUCAACCCCAGCACCUUCGACCAGGUGUGAGGCGUCGCCGUGCCCGCUACAUUCACGCGAACCGGUUUCAAAGCAGUUUUUAUGUGAAUUAUUAAUAGAUGUCACUAGCUUAAAUUAAGUCAUUAUAUUCUCUAUGUGUGACCACAUAUGACUGGUUUUCGUGUAACGUUACAUAGGACGAUUGGGUCAAUUAAACAUGUGAGUCAGUAUUACAGGGCUUAUUAUUAAAAAAAAUGUAAAUGCAAUUACUGCAAACCACAGACCACCACAGUACCCACAUGCAUUUGGAAUGAGAACUCAUGUAUAUGAAUGUUUGUCAAAUAUCCCUUGAAAUGUAUCCUUGUAUUGAAGUAGGUACCAUUCUAUAAAAUUCCAUCGAUGUUUUGUUAAAUGUCAGGAAGGUAUAUCCUAAUAUAGAAAAUUGUAUUUUUGUGUUUUUUCCAAAUAAGUGUUAUAACGUUAAUGUGAUUUUAAGAUUUUUAUCAUUUCGAAUUUUAUUAUGUAAAUAUUAAAAUAUAUAUUAAAAUAUAUAAAUAGCUUUGUGUUGAUGUGGUUAUUGACACGGUGUGGCGGCCGUCUGACGAACGUGUGACGUAACACAAAAUGGCUUCUUAGAUUUGAUUCAUUAUAAUCUGUACCUCACACGCACAUGAGCGCGCUCAAAAUGACAGUUCUUUUAUUUAAAAAAAAAAUCCCAAAUGCCAAAAUCUAUCGAGUAUUCUGUUCGGAGCGGCCGCCAUCACCGGUUCGUAUUAAAAUAUGUCUGUGUAUAAUCGAUUUAUUGAUCAAUUAUGAUUUUUUAUAAUGAAAUACAGAAUAUGAACUUUGUGGAGGUUGAAAGCCAAAAAUGUUAUGAUUAUAUUACACAGGUCCGGUAUCCGCUGGUAACUUAUUAAACCGAGCAAUGAGACACGAUUUGUAUAUAUUUAUAUCAGAAUGACCAAAUAAAGUGGAUCGAAGGACGCGUCCGCUUAGACAUUGUGUAUUCCUAAGAUAGAAGGAGCAUUACACGGCGAUAUAAAUCAUACGACAGUUCGCAAUACAAGCAGACAAUCGGUUGCUAUCACGAGAGUUCAGCAGACGAUACAUGUCCGCGUUAUAUGGCCGUGUAAUGCGCCCGGCGACGCGAGCGAGUCGCACUUGUUGUAAUGUCGAAUGCUACAUGUUGAUGUGCCAUUUACUGUUUGUGUAACUUAGAGUAGUUCGAUGUCAUCGAGAGAUUGUUACGGCCGACGCUACACUGCUACUGAGCGAGCGGACCCCGGCGGGCGACCCCCGCUCGGCAGUCGUGUUUAACUUAGACGUCAAUGAAAACUAUUUUUAUAUAAUGUACGGAACUCUCGAGCGCUCGCUGGGAUCCGACCGGGUCCGAUGUUGGCCGUCGGGCCGCUCGAUGACCUACGUAGGGACCACGCUACAAUAGUACAGUUUUAUAUAUAGAUAUAUUACAUUUACAUGUAUAAGUAUAGGAUCUAAAAGAUGCGAAGUUGUCUCCCACAGUCACUAUUGACGUGUUGAAUCUCUUCUCAGCUCUUUGUUGUUGAAUAUUGAAAUGUUGACUAAAAUUAUACACAUUAUAUAGAGAGAGUCUGUUCGUGCUGUUGUGUCGCGAGACGAGUCCCGAGCUGUAUCCGUAGUUCAAUUAAAUACACAUAAUGAAUUUUUGGAAAAUUGUUCUUUACUUAUAUAUACACUGUUCGUCGAGGCUCUGUACGAGUUUGUGACUUUUUGAACUAAAUGUAAAACAUUACGCUAGUGUUUAUAUCGACCCGAGUCUCGUAAGGCGCCACGUUUCAUCGAGUUACACACAGUAUGUCCUCAGUCUUCCGAUUACUCUAUUGUUAUCGCGCCGGCGCCUGUCCGCUCCGUGCGAGCCUCCGCAGCGCCGGCGUGCGACCGCGCCGCGUGUCGUCCGUGUGCCGUAGCAUAGAUCUCUAGUCGGCCUCAAUCAAUGCAACUUGCCGAGCGAUUACGAUGAUCGUCUUUAUGUUAUUUGUUUUGAGUAAUUAAUUAAAUGUUAUAAAAACCA